Messenger RNA from Meriones unguiculatus (Mongolian gerbil), 4282 nucleotides. RefSeq names its product Rho GTPase activating protein 27 (gene Arhgap27). The record is from RefSeq and is a predicted model, not a curated record. Gene Ontology annotation, biological process: regulation of GTPase activity; signal transduction. The transcript is spliced from 18 exons. The coding region runs from base 327 to 2936 and encodes 869 amino acids. Gene Ontology annotation, cellular component: cytoplasm. Lineage: Eukaryota; Metazoa; Chordata; Mammalia; Rodentia; Muridae. Gene Ontology annotation, molecular function: protein binding.
AAACUGCAUCGCGGGAGCAGGGCAGUGGAGCAGGCAGCGCCGGACGCCGACCCCACGCGCGUCUGCCGGGACAAGUGGAAGCUAGGCCAGCGGGCGAAAGUUCUAAGGCAAGCUGUGUUGGGGACUGGGGACAGCCCUACUGAGUGUCGGUCUCCGCCUCUCCUCCCUGUGUCAGCUCUGUUCUGCGCGGUUUCUUCAGUCUCGGCCCUUGGAAGCCCCUCCCACAGAGAUGGCAGAGACCUAACCUGCAACCCUCGGCCAGCUCCGCCCACCCAGCCCAUGGGCAGCCUGAGGCCCUCCCAGCUAACGAGAGCGCGGCGGCCGCGAUGGCGGCGGACGUCGAGGGGGACGUGUACGUGCUGGUGGAGCACCCCUUCGAGUACACGGGCAAAGACGGGCGCCGCGUCGCCAUCCAGCCCAACGAGCGUUACCGACUGCUGCGCCGCAGCACAGAGCACUGGUGGCACGUGCGGCGCGAGCCCGGGGGUCGCCCCUUCUACCUGCCCGCGCAGUACGUGCGCGAGCUGCCCGCGCUCGGCGACCCGGGCCCGCGGCCGCCCUCCGGGCCGCAGCCGCGCCCCGCCGUCCCGGAGCCCCUGACCUACGACUACCGGUUCGUGAGCACCCCGGGGGGCGCCGACGGGGCGUCCGCCGAGCCCCGGGGCCGGGCCAGCUCCCUGUGCGGGCCCUCGCGACAGCACGCCAGGAGCCAGCGCGACAGCCCGGCGCCCGGAGGGCCCUCCUGCCUGUACGCGCGCCCCGCCGCGCCCGUGCGCCCGGCGCAGUCCCUGGACGACCUGGCGCGGGGCGGCGGCGCGCCCCCUGCCGGCCUCCUGGGCAGCGCGGGCCGCUUCAAGGCCUCCAGCGUGGCGGGCUCCUGGGUGUGCCCGCGGUCCCUGGCGCGCAGCGACUCGGAGAACGUCUACGAGGCCAUCCUGGACGUGCGCUGCCCUCCGAGGGAGGACAGCCCGAAGCAGGUGGAUGACCCCUCGGAGCCAGUAUACGCCAACGUAGAGAGGCAACCUCAGGCCGCGUCGCCGCGGUCUGCGGCCGCUCCUUCCCGCCUCAGCCCGGUGUGGGAGACGCACACAGACGCGGACACGGGGCGGCCCUACUACUACAACCCCGACACGGGCGUGACCACCUGGGAGUCACCCUUCGAGGCAUCCGAAGGCGCCACCAGCCCGGCCACCUCCCGGGCCUCCGUGGGCAGCGGGGAGAGCCUGGAGACAGAGUGGGGCCAGUACUGGGAUGAGGAGAGCCGCAGGGUGUUCUUCUACAACAACUUGACCGGUGAGACGGCCUGGGAGGACGAGGCGGAGGAGCCGGAGGAGGAGCCCCUGGAGCAGCUGGAGAUGCAGCCCAGCCUGAGCCCGCGGAGCCCGGGCCCGCAGAGGCCCCCGACCCCUGCAACAGACUACCCGGAAGUACUGGCCAGUUACCCCGAGGAAGACUAUUCUCCUGUGGGCUCCUUCAGUGAUCCUGGCCCUGCUUCUCCCUUGGCUGCACCCCCUGGCUGGUCCUGUCACGUUACCCCAGAGAAGCAGAUGCUCUACAUCAACCAGUUUACACAAGAGCAGUGGGUAAGGUUGGAGGACCAGCAUGGGAAGCCGUAUUUCUACAAUCUGGAGGACUCCUCUGUUCAGUGGGAGCUGCCCCAGGUCCCAAUCCCCGCCCCUCGAAGCCUCCGCAAAUCCAGCCAGGAUAGCGACACUCCAGCCCCGGCUAGCCCUCCAGAGGAGAAGAUCAAGACCCUGGACAAGGCCGGAGUGCUCCAUCGUACCAAGACUGUGGACAAGGGCAAGAGACUUCGGAAGAAACACUGGAGUGCCUCCUGGACGGUGCUGGAGGGUGGAGUCCUGACCUUCUUCAAGGACUCAAAGACCUCAGCUGCAGGCGGCCUGAGGCAACCUUCCAAGCUCUCCACCCCCGAGUACACAGUCGAACUGAAGGGGGCCUCUCUCUCUUGGGCCCCCAAGGACAAAUCCAGCAAGAAGAAUGUGCUAGAGCUGCGAAGCCGAGAUGGCUCGGAGUACCUGAUCCAGCAUGACUCAGAAGCCAUCAUCAGUACCUGGCACAAGGCCAUUGCCGAGGGCAUCGAGGAGCUGUCCGCAGACCUGUUCCAGGGGGAGGACAGCGAGCCCAGCAGUGCUGAUUUUGGGUCCAGUGAGCGCCUCGGAAGCUGGCGGGAGGAGGACGUGCGGCCGCAGAAUGCAGCCUCCCCCUCGCUCAGCCCCGGAGGCCUGGAAAGCGACUUGAGCAGGGUCCGGCACAAGCUCCGCAAGUUUCUACAGAGAAGACCCACUCUGCAGUCUCUGCGGGACAAGGGCUACAUCAAAGACCAGGUGUUUGGAUGCGCGCUGGCUCAGCUGUGUGAGCGCGAGAGGAGCCCCGUGCCACGCUUCGUGCUGCAGUGCAUCCGCACGGUCGAGGCUCGGGGACUGGACAUUGACGGGCUGUACCGCAUCAGUGGGAACCUGGCCACCAUCCAGAAGCUGCGCUAUAAGGUGGAUCAUGAUGAGCGUCUGGACCUGGACGACGGGCGCUGGGAAGACGUCCACGUGAUCACGGGCGCGCUGAAGCUCUUCUUCCGAGAGCUGCCGGAACCCCUCUUCCCCUUCUCGCACUUCCACCAGUUCAUAGCAGCCAUCAAGAUGCACGACCCGGCCCAGCGCAGCCGCUGCGUGCGUGACCUGGUGCGCACGCUGCCCGCCCCCAACCACGACACGCUCCGAGCGCUCAUCCAGCACCUGUGCCGGGUGAUCGAGCACGGCGAGCAGAACCGCAUGACCGUGCAGAACGUGGCCAUCGUGUUCGGACCCACGCUGCUGCGGCCCGAGACGGAGGAGGCCAGCAUGCCCAUGACCAUGGUGUUCCAGAACCAGGUGGUGGAGCUCAUCCUACAGCAGUGCGCAGACAUCUUCCCGCCGCACUGACUGGGGACCCUGGGCGGCCGGAGGUCUGAAGGCUGGGCCUCCUCUGAGGGCCUCCCACCCCGCAGCACUGUGCACUGUGACUUGUACUGCGCCCCUCGAGUCAGAGGGUACGGCGACCCCUGGUGGGCAGUUGAUGAAAUGUGAUCUCUCCCUGUUGCGUCCCCUUUAGGGGUUCCUUGGGGCCCUUCCCUGAUUACAGCGCCGCCUACUGUGUGGACGUGAGAAUGUGCCUGGGGGUCGGGGUGAACUUUUGCUUUCUAGGGCCGCGGCUGGGAGGAGGGAUUGGAUGAGGGCAUUCUGGCUUCCUCAGGCCUGAGCCCGGCCGGGCCUUGGCGGAGGAGACCCUGUAGGCCCCUGUGCUGUGCAUGGGGUCAUGAAGCAGCUACUGACACUGUCCCUGCUGCCAGGGGAGGACUGACCCUUGGCUGCCAGCCCAGCCCACCGACUGCUUUCCUCAGCCUUGCGCUCCAGUGCCCUCCUGAUGCGAGCCACCUGAGAGCUUUCCUUCGCUUCCCCCUCUCCCCGGGCCAGCCUGUUCUCUACGAGGGUUCUUCAGACCCACCGCAUGCCUACAGGGCAGCGACUACGUACAUGUGGAUCCGGGGAAGGGGGGCUUGCGGAAGUCCGGUGACUUCAGGGUGCCGCAGGUGAUCCGAUUGCCUGCAAGGGCUCUCCCCGCAGCAAGCCCAGCUCCCGGAGGAGGAAGCGGUGCCCCAACCCCAGUGCAGCACAGCCUGUGGGUAGACUAGAGUAAAUCCUCUGUGUGGGCUAGGGGUUGGGGGUCCCCGAAGGCAGCAGGAAACCUACCCUGGCUGUUCUGGGGGGAGGAAAACCCCCAGCGCCCGGCUGCACCCUGGCCCCGGUGCCUACCUGGCGCCCAGCAUGCAGAGCUAGGAGAGGCCUGUCCGGGAGGUCACGGACUCAGACAAACAGAGUUGAACCGGUGUCGGCCGCCUCCUUUCUUCCUCAGGCACACACCACCUCAGUUUAUGGAACUCAGCCCCUAACUAACCCCCCUCCCCACCUCACUGACUCAACAAACAAUAAUAGCUAAUAUUUAUUGAGCGUUCCUGCCUCGCCAGCUUUUACUCGGAUUACUCCCUUGGUUUCUUGCAGCCACUAUUUAUUGUGGGUCCUCGUGUGCCAGGCGCUGUGCUCUGAGGACAGGGCUUCUACGAGUGCUCUCUGGAGCUUAGCCCCCCCCCCCCCCGUAGGGCUAACGCAAGCCCAGCCCUGAUGGUAGUAGGCCCAAGAAGAGAACAAGUGGAGGCCUCUUGCCAUACACGUGUAUAUUUAAAAGUCCUAAAGCAAGCUAGUAACUGUUAAAUAAAAUGUCUAUUCUCCUA